AUGGAAUUUGAAAUUGACGACUGGUUGAAAUAUCCCAUUCAUACUGGUGAUGCCCCGAAAAUUCGAUUCGCGCACGACGUCAUCAAAGAAGACCUAACGAAAGAGGAGCUACUCGACUUUCCGGCCUUCAGCAACUGGAUCAAGACCCUAAAGAGCUCUUUCGAACGACAACAAAUUCCAACGCACGCGUUUGCAGACAAGAGAGUCUAUCUACGAAGCAUUGAAAUUCAAUCCAUAGAUAGGAAACCAAGAGGAGACAAAUCAAAGGGUGAUCUAUUGUUUGUCAAGCUAAAUGCUGAUAUCUCCAACGAUGAAGGCAAGAGACUGCCUGGUAUUGCCUUUCUCCGAGGCGGCAGUGUCGCUAUAUUGAUGAUCGUGAGACCUUCAGACUCGCCGGAUGAACGUUACGUUAUCAUGACGGAACAAGCACGAAUCCCUGCUGGGAGCCUAUCCUUCAAGGAAAUUCCCGCUGGUAUGAUUGACAAGGCGGGAGACUUCAAAGGAGCAGCGGCACAAGAAAUAGAACAGGAGGUUGGGAUAAGGCUGAGACCAACAGAUCUAAUCGACAUGACGGAAAGAGCUACAAGAAUGGACUCCACUAAGAAAGAGAAAAUUCAAAACGCUAUAUAUCCAAGUCCAGGAGGCUGUGAUGAAUUCAUCAACAUAUAUCUUUGGGAACGAGUAAGGCCACGUUUGGAAAUUGAAAGUUUGAAGGAAAACUUGAGAGAAGCUGGUGACAGGGCAGUAUUAGAAAGCAUCAAGGUUACCUUGGAACCAUACGAAAAGUUAGUGGAAGUGGGAGCUCGUGAUGCCAAAACUCUUGCAGCUUGGUCCCUUUAUGAGUAUCUCAAACGUGUGGAUCCUGACCUGCUUAAGGAUGUAGAUGAGAAUCCAUUUUGA
Molecule: messenger RNA, 900 nt
Organism: Verruconis gallopava
Lineage: Eukaryota; Fungi; Ascomycota; Dothideomycetes; Venturiales; Sympoventuriaceae
Exons: 1
Coding region: 1-900 (299 amino acids)
Biological process (GO): ribose phosphate metabolic process; nucleoside phosphate metabolic process
Molecular function (GO): ADP-glucose pyrophosphatase activity; ADP-ribose pyrophosphatase activity
Source: RefSeq, a predicted model, not a curated record